This is a messenger RNA of Tinamus guttatus (white-throated tinamou), 1611 nucleotides long. It is a transcript of the gene ARID3B, whose product is annotated as AT-rich interaction domain 3B. Gene Ontology annotation, molecular function: DNA binding. Gene Ontology annotation, cellular component: nucleus. Gene Ontology annotation, biological process: regulation of transcription by RNA polymerase II. Lineage: Eukaryota; Metazoa; Chordata; Aves; Tinamiformes; Tinamidae. The record is from RefSeq and is a predicted model, not a curated record.
GCGCCCGCGCGCUCCUUUGACCAGAGCAGCAUGACCUCGGAGCCGGACGAGGAGGAGGACGAUGACGACGAGGACGACGACGAUGAGGAGGAAGGCGGAGAGCUCGAGGACGGCACUGAUGGGACUGGCAAAGACGCCUGCGCUGCUCUGAAGUAUUUUCAUGCUCCCAAAGUUGCCCAGCACAACCAAAGAGUGGCUUCUACCUCCAGUCCUCUUCCAGCUCCGGGGCACCAGCGGGGACAGCAGGGAAAAGAAGAGCAGGGUAAAGACACUACUAAGCAAACGUAUUCCGGAUCCCCCUCCGGGCGCCAGACCUGGAGACUGGACGAGCAGCUCAAGCAGAACGGCAGCGUGACCUGGAACGAUGAAGGCGAUGGAUGCCGCGGAAGAGAAAUUUCACGAGACUUUGCCAAGCUCUAUGAACUGGAUAGUGACCCUGAGCGGAAAGAGUUCCUGGAUGAUCUCUUCAUCUUUAUGCAGAAGAGGGGAACGCCCAUCAAUCGGAUCCCCAUCAUGGCAAAGCAGAUCCUGGAUCUCUACAUGCUCUACAAACUGGUGACUGAGAAGGGUGGGCUGGUAGAAAUCAUCAACAAGAAGAUCUGGCGGGAGAUCACCAAAGGCCUUAACCUGCCCACCUCCAUCACGAGUGCCGCGUUCACGCUCCGAACGCAGUAUAUGAAGUACUUAUACGCCUACGAAUGCGAGAAGAAAUCCCUGAGCUCUCCUGCGGAGCUGCAGGCGGCGAUCGAUGGCAACAGGCGGGAAGGCCGGCGGCCCAGCUACAGCUCCUCGUUGUUCAGCUACUCGCCCGGCGCCGCGGCGCCUCCUUCCCUCCUGUCCCCCCCCAAGAUCCGCUUCCCGAUCAUCGGUGUCACGCCGGGCAGUGGGAGCAGCAGCCCCCGCAUGUCCCCAGCCGCAGCGCUCCGGAAAGGUGAUGGGGUGCCCUUGACCGUGACCAUGCCAAACCGUAUUGCUGUGCCAGUGACCUUGGCUAGCCAGCCCGCAUCCGUGGUGGCCAGAACAGCCACCCUGGAACAGCUGCGGGAGAGACUGGAAUCUGGGGAGCCUCCGGAGAAGAAGGUGUCGCGGAUGACGGAGGAGGAGCAGCGGCUCGUCCAGCAGGCUCUGCAGCGCAACCUCUUCAGCAUGGCACGGCAGAUCCCCAUGAAGAUCAAAAUCAAUGGCAAGGAAGAUAAACCGGACUCGGCAGCGGCGGCAGCUCUGAAUUUGUCACCGAACGGCAUUGGGAGCAUUAACAUGUCGGUGGAGAUCAACGGCACAAUUUACACUGGAGUGCUGUUCGCGCAGAAGCCCGUCGUCCACCUCAUCGCAGGCUCCAGCACCCAGAGCUCCUGCAGCAGCAGCAGCAGCUCCCACUGCUCUCCCAGCCCUACCUCGUCCCGGGGAACACCGAGCGCAGAGCCCUCCACCAGCUGGUCUCUCUGAUGGGGGCAGAGGCUGCUGUCUCGCACUGGCCUCCGGCAGCCCUGUCCCUGUGCGGGGCCACGGGAGCCGGGAAGGAGUCGCACAGAUUACCUCAUCUCAAGGAACCUGCUUUGCGGUUGGCCACGAUGAUGAUGCUGAGGGCUUUCCCUGCCAGCGAGUUCUAUC